This is a messenger RNA of Pisolithus orientalis, 1378 nucleotides long. RefSeq lists its product as uncharacterized. The transcript has 2 exons. Lineage: Eukaryota; Fungi; Basidiomycota; Agaricomycetes; Boletales; Pisolithaceae. The record is from RefSeq and is a predicted model, not a curated record. Bases 4 to 1137 code for a protein of 377 amino acids.
CUCAUGGCGGCAAUCGGCGUCAAGCGCACGCGGAGCCACCAACCAAGCAACGACAUACCUGUUCGCACACUCAAAGACGUUGGUGUCACUAUGAUGGGACUCGACAGGAUAAUGGCAACCUAUGGUUAUGGAGGGAAGAAACAAGGAUGCACCGACGACAUACACUCAUACCAUCAACCCGCCGUUCUCUGCUCGGGCGCCGGUUCCAUAGGUAGUCUGGAGCACCAGUAUCCCUCCACUGCAACUAGUGAGGAACACUAUGGUUAUGAUUACGAGGACGACUCAGACAUAGACGAACAAGAUCUAACCGAGCGGGGACGAACCAGUACGGAUGUCCCUACGGCCCCUGCACCACUCCCCCUCCCCCCCGUCAGUUAUGCAAUCGAGAACGACACAUUAGCUGGUAAUCGGGCGCAUUUCCCCAUUGCGCCACCAGUCCCGGGGCAAUCCUUCAAUCCCUCACCGACGCGAUUCAGCUUCAUACCUUCGUUCCGCAGGUCGGUGGCUUCUGAAGCCAGCCUGGCCUGCCCUUUUCCCGGAUCGGAGUAUUUCAUCCCCCAAGCUGAAGAGUUUCAAUGGGACUUCCCAGAUCCAUUCAGUGCGCCUACGACUGAUCCCCCUUGCACUUUUGCCAUGGCGCACAGCGCUAGGAUGAAUUUCGGCGACAAUAUUGCUCCCCACAUGAAUAAUGCCAACAAGUUUUGGGAGCAGUUGCGGUUCGCAAAACUGUCUCCACCUCCACCUCCGCCUCCUUCACCCUCUCCGUUGGAUUAUGAGACCGAGAGCGUCUCUGCCAGCGAAGUUGAGACCCUCGUAGCCCGUCUCUCGCUGGGCGCGGUGGGAGGCGGUGCUCAGUUGGGUUCGUUCCAGCCGAGAAGUAUUCCUUCUAGACCCGCUUCUCCAGGAGAUGGUAACGAUACCUACGCCACAUCUUCUGACGAAGUCUGCUCUUUGGCCCUGCUCCGUGCAGACCUAGAGUACGUUAACGCGAUGCUCAGAGUGCAGGAGGCGUACGAAGCAAAGAAGGCCAUCGCAGAAGAAUUUCGUGAGAGGGAAAACUGUGCGAGAUUGGGGUCUCAAUCAAAGAGGAUCGCCGUGCUUGGUGAAGAGGUGAGAUCUACCCCCAUGUGGAGUUAGGGGAUACUAAAUAUCUUCCACAGGCCGCGUGACGAGCAGUGUGUGUUCUCUUGCUUAUGACCAUUAAUAAUAUAAUAUGAUUCUUGAAUCUCUCCUUACUGUAGCAUGAUCAGAAUUUAUUUGGAAUGUAUUUACCAGAAAAAACAUGUACUUAUCUCGGAAAAUUUACAGCGAGUGCUAAGUCCGAAAACAUGUACUUACUUCGAGUUUCACCCGCACGCGAGGGCUUGAGGACGCUAAC